AUGAAGUGCAUUUUCAGUGAUGAUGCCGACUUUGCUGUGCAAUCCCCAUCCUUGGAGCCCUUGUUACCACCUGAGGUGAGCACGCCUGACCGGAUGGUCGAGUGCUUGGACCGUGUGCCCGACCUGAGGAUUGAGGCCAGGACGGGGCUCCGCAGUCCCUACACGCUGAUCAAGAGGGCCAAUUCCCUCCUCGCCUACCUUCGUUGGGUCGAUGGUCAGCCCCUUGCAAAUCUGUCCUUCUCGGGUGUGUUCCAAGAGACUCUUGUUUGGGAACAUUUUCAGUACUUGAAGAAAGAAAACAAGCCUCCGACCAGCGGUUCGACGUUGCUUUCUGCCAUGCGGUUCUUGCACUAUGUCCUUGAGGUGGAUGUGCAGGUAUGCAUUUCUAGCAGGCGCAUCGUCGGUGCCAGUCAGCAGCUGGCUGCUAAGACCCGAUGGCUCAAGCAGGCUCGUGCACUAACAGUUGAUCAGGUUCGCAAAUUGCAUGAACUUCUCGAAGGCAGCGACGACCCCCUGUUGCGUUGCUUCGCUGAGUAUGCCUUGAUCGCCGUCUAUGGACGAUGUCGGCACUCUGACCUGCAGUGCAUCUGGGACCUGGAGUGCGAUUUCGAUGGUGUUUCGGGCUUCCUGCAGAUUCGAACGGGUCGUCACAAGACCUCGACCACCGCUAAGAAAAAGGCGCAGUUUCUGCAUAUCUUGGUCCCUGCACAGGGAGUGGUCUCUCGUCCCUGGUUGCCUCUUGCAAUCCAGGCGUUUGAAGCCGUUAACCUGUGUUUAAGUGGCAAGAUUGACGGGCCCAUUUUCCGUCACCCCUUGAUGCUGAGUGCUCUGCCCUCUGUGCUCGAUUCGGGCGUGUCCUCACAUUCCCUCAAGGUCACUGGCCUGUCCUGGGCAUCCAAGGCUGGCACGCGCGCUGGCAUGGACCGUGAUACUUGUGCUGUCUUGGGUCGGCAUGCUCGCAAUCAACUCACGACUGAGGUUGUGUACAGUCGUGAUCUCAGCGCGGCCCCGUCGUUGGCCUUUUCUCGCUUGUUACAUCAGGUGGCUCUUGGGGUGUUCGUGCCAGAUGCUCCUUUACGUGCUUUCUGGAGUGAGUCCUGUGAAGCUUCUCCUGGCCCAACACCGAUUUUGCCUGUCGUGAGACCCUCCGGAGCCAUCAAGGUUGAAGAUUCCGCCUCCGAAGCCGAGGAGUCUGCGCAUGAGAGUAGUGAGGAUUCCUCUGAUUCUGAGGCCUCCCGAAGCAGCAGCUCGGACAGUGUGACCCAUUCCUCGAGCCCUCCCCUCAGCAAAAAGGCCCGCCGCUUUCUGCCUGAGACGCGAGAUGAGUCCGACGUCUGGGUGAUCCACCGUCGUUCCCGCAAGUUGCACUUGGUCCGCGGCCAAAGCAAUCUUGAUGCGCACCUUCAAGUUCUGGCAUGCGGACGUGUGCGCUCCGAUGCGUACAGAGUUGCCGAGGAUGCCGACCUGGAUGCGGUCGGUACACUCAGUCAUGUGAAGUUGAUCGAGUACACUCAGUCAUGUGAAGUAGGCGAGAUGCAAGCUGUUCCGCAUCGCAUCGGCGAGCCCCUCAUCCGUCAACAGUUAGCCGAUGAUCAGUGGCAUACUUGGGUCCAAACCUCCAUCCCCUCUGCAUCAGCAGGGGAAGCUGCGAGCGUACGCCGGCUCGUCUUCGAGGUGGCCCUUGCUAAGCCCCUCGCCCGUGUCGUUGAGUUGGAGCAGCAGCGGCUUGUCCUCAAGGACCAGGAGCUCCCGUGUGACGCCCAAGUUCACAACCCCUUGCUCCUCUCUGCAGCAUUCCGUCGUCGAGGACUGGCGCUGGCAUUUGCCGAUGUGGUUGAUUUUCUUGCACAUGAAAAAUAUGUCAACGAGCUGAUGCGACACCUGACAAACCCAGACGCCCUGCCAGGGGGUGCUUGCCAGCUGCAUCAAGUUGUCGAGGCUGACCAUGUGUGGAUGCUUGAGAAAGGAAUCCGGCCCCGGCGCAAGAGUGAUGGAACCCGUGCCAUGGAUGACGCCCUCUUUGAAGCACUCUCGUCAUAUCGUGUUUCCUUCGUUUUGAUCCCUCGUGGAAGCACGGCCGGCAAAGCCCAAACGCCCGAUGGCAAAGCCAUCUGCUACGGGUUCAGCCUUGGGGAGUGCCGGGUGGCCAACUGCUCCCGCCAACCUGUUCUGGAAGUUCGCGACCGGGCCAAUCUUUCUCCUGCAUCCAAGCCCCUUGGUGAGCCCGUGCCCGCUGUGGCUCUUGACUUACGUGAACAGCCUUCGCCCUGCCAGUGGGUCGUGGACGUGGCUCGUGCGGAGCAUCUUGCCCGCACCUUUGUCAACAGCCCUUCGCUGGAGGCUGCCAGGCGCAUUCUUUGCCUGCUUCCCUCUGAGGUCCCUGCACGGGGCCACGCGCAUAGUGCCUCUCACUCCUGGACCUGCGGCAUGUGGACCUGGGGUGCCCGUGCGGGCGUUCGCGGCUUCACGAAGCGUUUCCCAGCUGUGUCACGGUUCUUUUGUGCUCUGCUUCGCCAGCACUUCCCUGGCCACGCAUUCACGAAUGCUGCUGUGUUCACAAACCUGCGCGCGGAACCGCACGUUGACUCCUGCAACGUGCCUGGUUUCCCCAACCUGCUUCUGCCGCUCAGCCUUUUCCGGGACGGCGAUGUCUGGCAAGAAUCUCCCGUUGGCGGUGUUCCGCUGGCGGGGCACGAUGUCCUGGGCAUACGGCUCCGCGUCAGUUUGGGGCCCCAGACCUUAGACGCCAGCCGCCUGCAUGCCACACUUCCUUGGAAAGGCGUUCGGUGUUUGCUUGUGGGAUAUUGCCUUCAGGGUUGGGAGCGGCUGUUCGAGAAGGAAAGACAGGUCAAAAGCGUUGGGUGUGCCGCCCCGCCCUGGGUGCUCGAUGUCUCUACGCCAGACGGCCUUGCCCAGCUGCUCCAACUUGUGCAAAACCCGCGCGUCUUGGGGUUGUUCGCCGCUCCGGCUUGUGGCACGUGUUCUAUGGCCCGUGGCAUUCCAUGCUGGGACAGCCAGGGCAACCCGGCCGUGCGCCUGGGUUUGCAGCGUGGCAUCUUGAUUGCUGUGGAGAAUCCGCGGUCAUCCUUGUUUUGGAAGACUUCCUUUUGGCGCGACGUGGCUCAUGCUUUCCGCUAUGUGGAUCACCAGGCGUGCGCCUAUGGUGGCGACCGUCCCAAGUUCACCCGGAUUGCCUACACGCAUCCUUCUUUCGAGUCCUUGUGCAAACUGUGCCCCGGCUGCCCUGUGCACGCGUCUUGGGGCGUCGACCCCACGGCCCCCAACGGUUUCGCCACCAGUCGGGAGACCGCCUACCCUCGUCCCUUAGCUCAUGCCAUUGCACAGUGCUUCGCGAGUGCUCUUCCCACUGUCGAGCCGCCGGGCCUCCAGCUUCCGGCGUUGCGCAGCUUGGCUGGACUUCAACCAAAAGCUAGCAAAGUGCCACCCUUGGUCCCGGAGUACAAGACCACUUGCGUGGUCCGGGGGCCCGCCGCCAGCCUGGACUUGUUGCGAGACACCGCCGAUGAGGGCAGGUCCACCAAUGAGCCACUCUUGGGUCGUACCCAUGAUUUGAAAGCAGCGUAUCGACAGCUGGCGGUGUCCCAGAGUUCCGCUUGGUGCUCGUUUGUUUGCAUCUGGGACCAUGAGCGUGCCGCCCCCGUAUGCUUCAGGCUCAAAGCGUUGCCUUUCGGCGCGUGCAGAAGCGUUUAUUCGUUUCUACGCGUCGUGCAUAGCAUCUGGUUCAUAGGGACUGUUGGGUUAAGCCUCCCUUGGGUUUGCUAUUUUGAUGACUUCAUCACGAUUUGUUCGGGCAACCUUGCACACAGCACUGACGAUACCAUCAAACGCUUAUUCAAGCUCCUGGGCUGGACACUGUCCAGUGACGGAAAGAAGGACUUGCCGUUCAGGAGGUCUUUCGAAGCUCUUGGCAUCGUCGUCGAUUUGGAGGAGAGCGCGAACAAAGUUGUGAAGUUUGCAAACACCCAUCCAGGGUGA
Molecule: messenger RNA, 3996 nt
Organism: Symbiodinium natans
Lineage: Eukaryota; Dinophyceae; Suessiales; Symbiodiniaceae
Source: the annotation of a GenBank genome assembly